GCAGCAAUCACACAUGCUGCAGCCCCUACAUUCACACACGUAACUCAGAUAUGUCUCGUAUAUAUAUAUAUCAAUUAAGUUGGAAACACCUCACCUCAACCACAAAAAAAAAAAGAAGUUAAAAAGUGAGACAUGAACAUGAUCCAGAAAGGCGAAACGAAGCACUUCGUUCUAGUUCACGGUUUCUGCCAUGGAAGCUGGUGCUGGUACAAACUCGCCGCCGCGCUCGAGUCCAAGGGCUGCCGCGCCACCGCACUCGACCUCGCUGGCCCCGAUCGGAAUGAUCAGCUCCACCGCGAUUCGUCGUCGUUCUCCGACUACGUCCGCCCGCUCACGGAUUUCCUAGCCUCCCUUCCCGGCGGCGAGAGGGUCGUGUUGGUCGGCCACAGCUACGGCGGACUCGCCAUUUCCGUCGCCAUGGAGAAUUUUCCCGCCAAAAUAUCGCUGGCGGUUUUCCUCACAGCCUACAUGCCUAAUUGUGCGGACCCGCCCGCAUCUCUCAUCCAGGAGUUUUUCAAGAGGAGCUCGACGAAAUCUUUCAUGGACUGCGAGUUUACGUUUGAUGAAGACGGCGUUCCGCUCUCCGCCGUCUUCGGCCCGGAGUAUAUGGCGACCACAAUUUAUCGUAACUGCUCCGCCGAGGAUUUGGAGAUGGGGAAAAAGUUGAUAAGGCCGAGUUUGUUUUUCAUGAAAGAAAUGAGCAAGAAUGGUGUGGUGUCGGAGGAGAAAUAUGGGUUGGUAAAACGUUGUUAUGUAAUAUGCGAGGAUGACGAUGUGAUGGAUGAAGAGUUUCAGAGAUAUAACAUUGAGAAAAGCCUUCCACACGAAGUCAUUUCCAUAGAAGCAGCUGGCCAUAUGCCCAUGCUCACCAAAACUCUUUGUCUCUCCUCUUCUUUGCUGCAAUUAUCUCAUAAAUAUUACUAGUUCUCAUUAUUUGAAUUCUUUUUUUCACAAUUUACUUGAGACGCCAAUUGUAUUUUCUAUCGCCGCGGGAAAAAAUAAAAUGAGUCAAAAGUUCGUGUA
Molecule: messenger RNA, 1023 nt
Organism: Salvia miltiorrhiza (redroot sage)
Lineage: Eukaryota; Viridiplantae; Streptophyta; Magnoliopsida; Lamiales; Lamiaceae
Product: methylesterase 10-like
Exons: 3
Coding region: 133-924 (263 amino acids)
Biological process (GO): salicylic acid metabolic process; jasmonic acid metabolic process
Molecular function (GO): methyl salicylate esterase activity; methyl jasmonate esterase activity; methyl indole-3-acetate esterase activity
Source: RefSeq, a predicted model, not a curated record